Lutzomyia longipalpis is the source of this 2284-nucleotide messenger RNA. RefSeq names its product 3'(2'),5'-bisphosphate nucleotidase 1. The record is from RefSeq and is a predicted model, not a curated record. Gene Ontology annotation, biological process: phosphatidylinositol phosphate biosynthetic process. Gene Ontology annotation, molecular function: 3'(2'),5'-bisphosphate nucleotidase activity. The coding region runs from base 1277 to 2203 and encodes 308 amino acids. The transcript has 3 exons. Lineage: Eukaryota; Metazoa; Arthropoda; Insecta; Diptera; Psychodidae.
AAGCAGUGGUAUCAACGCAGAGUACUAUUUUAUAUAAUUGAGGAUAAAUUUUUCUAUUUUUUUUUGUUAAGAGUUUUUUUAGGCAGUGAUUUAAAGAAAUAAAUUUAGAGAAAAAAAUGGGAAAUAAAAACUAAUUAAUUAGCGUAAAAUAAAAUCUUCCUGUUCCUUUAUGGUAUACUACAUCAAAUAAAAGAGCAUAAAAUAUGCUACAAUAUUAUGCAAGGAAAAAUUGAUUACAUACUUUUAUUAAAGAAAUAAAAGACGAAGGAAAAAAGUACUUUUUUUUUGAAAAACUCUCAUAUUUUUCACUCAAGAAAGGGUUUCGGAAAAUUAUUAAAAAAUAUAAUUAUAGUGGUACAAAGCAUUGAUAAAGCUUUUCAUAAAAGAAAAUUCUCUAACGACUAUAAAACUGUGGGAGAAAAUCAUUUUAGAGUUCGUCUUCAACUGGAAAAUUCGUUGUUUUUCCAGCGCUUUUCGGGAAAAGAAUGCGAUUUUUUAAGUCCUUAAAUAUGUCUUUAAACAAGUUAUAAAAAAAAUGAAGAUUGGUUAGAUUAUUGGUGUUGUAGGAAAAUUCCUUCCGAUUGCGUCAGCCAAGGGACGGUAGGUCAACCCAAACGCAUCCUUUCAAUUUUAGGGCCAAAGGUUGGUUAGAUUGGUUAGAGCUAGGGAAUUGCUUCACUUAACAUGAUUAAAACUCCUUAACAAAAAGAUUUUAUUUUAUUUAAAAAACAUUCUAAUUAGAACACUAAUUCCUUAUUCUUAUGGAUAUUAAAGUUUUUUAGCAAAAAUAAUUCCACAAAAUUUAUAUUUAGGAACAUAUAAAAUGCAAUUUAAUUUUUUAUAAAGAGGUCCAAAAGUUUCAAGUGCAAGGGUUUGGAAAAUUGUCUGAAAAUGCAUUUUCCCCUUGAGAUAGAAAAAAAUCGUCUUUGACAAAGUUGUAGCCCGGAAAAUUUGCUACAAGAUAAUCCUUAUAGGAAAAAUUAAAUAUUUUCAUAGAAGUCAGAAAAAAAAUUUCUCCCAAAAAAUUGUUGCCUUAAGUUGUUGGCUGAAACAAUAUCUAUGUAGUGAAGAUGGGGAAGCAUGUGGAAGUGUAGCAUGGUUGGUGUCAUGCUAUCCACCGCGCACACACUCAAACCAUUCCAUUCAGUGGGCUGAUUUUAUCAUCAUCUGUCAGUUGAGAGCAGAGUUUUCAAGUGCUCUGGAGAAUGCGCAGAGCAUUUUGUGAAAAUUUCCCGUAGAAAGAAAUUUAUAAACGACGGCAAACCAGCUCUGAAGAAUGGCUCAACAUCCACUACUCAUGAGAGUCGUUGCAUUCUCAAUAACUGCAGCAAAUAGAGCUGGAGAAAUAAUUCGUGAAGUGCUGAACAAGGGAGAGUUGGGCAUUGUGGACAAGGGGAAAGACGACUUGCAAACAGAGGCGGAUAGAUCAGCACAGAGAUGCAUAGUGGCAUCACUCAAUAGGCACUUCCCCAAGGUGAAGGUUAUCGGCGAGGAGGGCGCGAUGGAUUUGAAAAUCCCCCCGGAAUGGCUAACAAAUGAGGCUGAUUCGGAUUUCUUGCGCAAUAAAUGCCCAGAUUCCCUGAAGAACAUCACCGAGGAGGAUCUCGUGAUUUGGGUGGAUCCCCUCGAUGGCACAUCGGAGUACACACAGGGCUUCCUUGAGCACGUCAUCGUCCUCAUUGGGGUGUCGGUGAAUGAGAAGGCCGUUGGUGGGGUAAUUCAUCAGCCCUUCUUCAAAACAGACUCCGGUGCCAUUGGGCGCACCAUUUGGGGUGUCAAGGGCAUGGGAAUUGGUGGCAUAGAGCCAACCACCACCCCACCGGAUGGUCGUUUUGUCGUCACCACAACGCGUUCCCACUCAAAUGCCCUCGUUCAGAGUGCCCUGGAUGCCCUAAAACCCGACGAGGUGCUCCGUGUUGGUGGGGCAGGCUACAAAAUCAUUCAACUCCUCGAGGGGAAGGCACAUGCAUACGUUUUCGCGAGUGCCGGAUGCAAGAAAUGGGACACAUGUGCCCCCGAAGCCGUUCUCGAAGCAAACGGCGGAAUACUCACGGACAUCAUGGGCAAUCACUAUCUCUACGGGAAGAACGUUGCAUUCCCCAAUAAGGGAGGCGUCCUAGCCACAGCCAAAGGGGUCAACUACCAGGAGGUAUUAAAUAAAAUUCCUACCCAAGUCAAGGAGACUAUAUCAAAGAAAUUGUAAUUAAAAAAAGGAAUAAUUUGGAAAUAUUACACCGGAAAUAAAAUAAUAAAUUGACGUCAGGCUCGCUGAUAGAGUAAAGAA